AUGCUACAGGCAGUGGUGCCACACUGCAUCAGCUCAGCCAAGGGCGAUCGCCACGAGUACCAAAACUCGAUGCUCGAGUCCGUCGAAACCACGCUGAAGCAGAUCCAGGCGAAGCAGCAAGCGGAAGUGGCAAACGCACAAUCCACUCUUGCGGAUUUCGAAGCGAAGCAGGAGAAGGCAGCUGCACAGCUGCAAAUGGUCGAGGGACAGGUGGCUCAAUGCCAGGAAGACAAGGCGACGAAGGACCAAACCCAGGCCGACGCGAAUGCGGCCGUGGCAGAAGCAACGCAGGCUCUGCAGCUUGCACAGGAGAGUGAGCAGAGCUUGGGCGCUGAAAAAGAUGCCAUCCUGAAAGACCAAGAAGAGUCUCAGAAGUUUCUGACGACCACCUGGGAAGCCGUGAAGAGUGGCGCCUUCUCAGGCCAGGAGUGGCGAGAGCGCAACAAGGCCAUAGAAGCGUCGAUGAAGAUCCUUGACGGCUUCGGCUUGGACGCCAGCCUCAAGGCGGCGCUGCCCACAGCCUUGAAAACGAAGCCUGGGGACCGCAAGAGGUUUAGCCUUUGCGCAGUGCAGUUUGCGGAGGUGGCCAUAACCACCCGGCUGCAGAAGCUGCAGGAAAAGGUGGACAACUUUGAGCAAGAGGCCAUUGCACGGUCGCAGGCCGUGACGGCAGCCAAGGAGGUGCUGGCAUCUUCCGAAGAGAAGCUUCAGGUUGCCAAGGCUGAGGCAGUGUCAGCGAAGGAUGCACUGCAGGCUGCUGUCCACAGCAAGGCUGAAAUCGAGAAAGAGAUCAAGGCUUCUCCAACUCUGCUGGCCAAGCUCCAAAAAGAAAUGGAGAAAUGCCAGGGAAGUCUGACUCUUUCGCAAAACAGCCUUAGCCACUUCCUGAACCUGAAAGACAGGUCAUCCGAGCCUUUGCCGACCGAUGAGGUGCAGAUCCCUGCCCAGGAGGCCACUGCCUGA
Symbiodinium sp. CCMP2456 is the source of this 963-nucleotide messenger RNA. Lineage: Eukaryota; Dinophyceae; Suessiales; Symbiodiniaceae. The record is from the annotation of a GenBank genome assembly.